Molecule: messenger RNA, 2268 nt
Organism: Tricharina praecox
Lineage: Eukaryota; Fungi; Ascomycota; Pezizomycetes; Pezizales; Pyronemataceae
Product: protein phosphatase
Exons: 4
Coding region: 1-2268 (755 amino acids)
Biological process (GO): dephosphorylation
Molecular function (GO): phosphatase activity
Source: RefSeq, a predicted model, not a curated record
AUGGAGCAUAUUAAAGUCGCGAAAGUAGACAACGUCGCUAUCCUCCAUCACGGAUCCGAGCAGCGGGGAACCCUACACCUAACCGCCCAUCAUCUGAUCUUCAGACGUGUCGCUUCCGAAGCCGAACAAGAAGAGCUAUCGACAUUGUCCACCCCCCAACCCCCAACCGAGAUAUGGAUUGCCUAUCCCAUCAUUGCGACGGCAUUCAGGUAUCCGUCGUGCGCGUCGGCUCCUGCCCAUGUCAGACUACGGAACAGGGAUUUCUCGUUCCUGCAGUUCCGCUUUGACACAGAUCGUGAAUGUCGAGACGUGUUUGAUUCGAUCAAGGCUUUGACAGUAGUGAGAGGUGGUCUUGAGAAGCUCUACGCCUUCUACUACCAGCCGAAGUCAAGCGAGCGGAGGUGCAACGGCUGGUUGCUUUACAACCCUGUAAAAGAGUUUGAGCGCAUGGGUGUCGGAACUGACAGGAGUAAGGGAUGGAGAAUCACAAAUCUCAACCACGAUUACUCGUUUUCUCCCACAUAUCCUGCGACACUGGCUGUUCCAGCAACAAUAAGUGAUACGACGUUGACCCAUGCCAAAUCUUAUCGUUCCCGAGCUCGAAUCCCCGCUUUAACCUAUUUGCAUCCCCUCAAUAACUGCACGAUUACGCGGUGCGCGCAGCCUCUCACUGGAGUGCGCGGGAAUCGUAGCAUUCAGGAUGAAAAGCUUGUGGCAGCGAUAUUUGCCUCUUCGCAACCACCAGGAUCUUCUCAAACUCCCGCGUAUCUGCGGAACACGACACCGUCGCCGCUAGGGUCAUCCUCGGAUCUACCAGCGUUGGAGACGGCGGCGACGCCAACUUCAGAUCCCGAUUCCCCGGUUGGCCGGGUGUACGGUGCGCAACAGCGCAACCUCAUUGUCGAUGCCCGUCCAACGGUCAAUGCAUACGCCAUGCAAGUAGUAGGCAUGGGAAGUGAAGACAUGGACAACUAUCGACACUGCUCGUCGCCGCCAUGCACAAAGAUAUACCUCGGAAUCGAUAACAUCCACGUCAUGCGUGACUCCCUGAACAAAGUGAUAGAAGCGAUCAAGGACUCGGAUAUCACCCCGCUUCCGCCAAACCGAGAGCUUCUGGCCAAGUCGGGAUGGUUGAAACACAUCGGCCUCAUGAUGGAUGGCACGAGUGCGAUUGUACGACAGGUCGCCGUGGAACACGCCCAUGUUCUGGUGCACUGUUCGGACGGCUGGGACCGAACCAGUCAACUCUCGUCGCUUGCGCAGAUCUGUCUGGAUCCAUACUUCAGGACCAUCGACGGUUUCAUCACCCUCGUAGAGAAGGACUGGGUGUCGUUCGGUCAUCGCUUCCGGGAGCGUUCAGGCUAUCUCGGCCAUGAGAAGUGGUUCGUCGAGAAGAGUAGUUAUGGACAACCGGCAGCCGCUCCAGAGGAGGGUAUUAUUGGUGAAGACGAGGACGAGUCAGCGCAGUCGGCUCCAUCGGCGCCCGGCAGAGCAGCCGCGGCGUUUGGCGAAGCGAUGUUCGGCCAGGCGAAGAACUUCUUCAGCACGGUUUCAAAUGCCAACAACGGACGCGCAACGUCUCCAGUUCCAGACAUGGAUUCGGACGAUCUCUACGACCGGCGCACCAAGGUAGCUCGCGUAGUCGAAGCUCCGAUGGUGACGAAACCGAAAGAAGUGUCUCCAAUGUUCCAGCAGUUCCUCGACGGCACGUACCAGCUGAUGGCGCAGUACCCGACGCGCUUCGAGUACAACGAACGGUUCCUGCGUAGGCUGCUGUUCCACCUGUAUUCGUGUCAGUACGGGACGUUCCUGCACAACAAUGACAAAGAGCGGCUGGACUCGCGUGUCAAGGAGCGCACCCGCAGCGUGUGGGAUUAUUUCCUGGCAAGAAGGAAGAUGUGGCUCAACGACCAGUACAACCCCGCGUUCGACGGCCAGGAGCACGAGCGCGAGGUCGAGGGCGGCCGUGUGCUCUUUCCCAGAACCGGCCCCGGCGCUAUCAAGUGGUGGGCGCAGUGCUGGGGCCGCGAGGACCACGAGAUGAACGGGGCCCCGCCGAUCAUUGCUGCUGGUGUUACGGUGGCAGACACAGCAACUCAAUCCAGUAGUUCGUCCGCUGCUGCUGCUGCUGGGCCUGCACUUCCGGGAGGAGCAGGAGUCACGGCCAUGGUCGACAGCGUCAAGGGGUUGACGACGCUGGCCGUUGGCUCAAAGACCCCCCCGGCGCGCAAGGCGAGUGGCGAGGACUUGGGAGUCGAGAUGAUGUGA